AUGACGACGACACAGAAUUGUAUUUUUCUAAAGAUUGCUUUUGUAUACACUCGCCAAAUAUAAAGAUGUGUUUAAAUGUAUUAUUCAUGUGAAAGAGACCAGACUGCAGAAUCUUUGAAUUAAUAAAUUCCUAUAGUCAAACAAUUAAUUCCUUUUAAAAAAGAUAGAAUUUUCGGCAAAUGUGACCAGUACCCAAAUGAGUAAGCCUUUCAAUACAACUUUUUAAUAUUAUAUUAAGUCUUGGCAUUUGUCUAAUAAUAUCUAUAAUUGGUAUUGCCAUAAUAUUUAGUCUGUUCAUUUUGUACUUUAUUUGUGUCUAUGAUGUGUGUACACAUAAAUAAGCAAACAUACAGCUCACUCAAUGUAAGUCAAGUUCACUUAAUUACAAUGUAAUUAAAUGAAACAUCUAAACAACACAACAAUACAUAUUUACAAGAAAUCUUGAGAACAAGAAGUAAGCCUGUUCACGUGGUAAAUGGGUUGGAUUGGUUCGCUAGGUGAAUAAACCCGAAACUGAAUCUUAAUGGAAUUUAAAUAGAAUGCAGCCUUUUCUGGCUGGUUUCUCCAUAUUGCCUAGUUUAAAGCAUAUUAAGUCCUUAACUCAUGGUUUAUUUAGUAAAUAUUAGGUAGUAAGAAAUGAUUACAAUUCUGUGUAAUAUCCCAAUCCAAUCCCCUUCUUCUUGUCCCAGUGAUACAAUUGUUUUCUUUCAUACAGUUCUUUCAGAAUCUUAUAGAAUAACCCUUAUACUCAUCAGAGACAUCAGAGACAACCAAUUUCCCCAAAUUACUUAAACCUAGGGGAACUUAAGGGAUAGAAAUUGCUGUUUCAUGAAAGAUACCUGAAGGAACUGAAACUACAUCCAGGAAACUGACUCGUACGCCACAUGCACUUGCGAAACCAACCUUCAAGACCAUAUUUAGACGGAGUGAGCUCUUAUUUUGAACAAGACUUAGUUGGAGGACAAAAUGGAAGGAUUGGAGGACUAUGUCGACUACUUGGAUUACACUCCAGGCAAUGAAACUGCAGAGCCUUCUGGAACUUUAGGAGACAACACAUUCUUUUGGAAAUACAGUAGUUUGAUAAUCAACAUCCUCAUUGCCCUGGUCGGCCUCAGUGGAAAUUCUGUGGUCAUUUGGAUUUCGGGCUGGAAAAUGAAAAGAUCUGUUAAUUCUACCUUCUAUCUCAGCCUGGCCAUUUCAGAUUUCUUGUUCUGUGCCUGUCUGCCGAUGGAGAUAUUCUAUGUGAUGACCUCGAAUUGGCCCUUUGGACUGGCGUUGUGUAAGCUCACCUCCUCUGCACUGUUUUUCAACAUGUUCAGCAGCGUCUUUGUACUGAUGCUGAUCAGCAUUGACCGCUGUGUGAUAGCAAUGUUUCCAGCGUGGUCCCAGAACCACAGGACAAUCAAGAUGGCAUCCAGUGUACUAGUCAUCACAUGGAUCCUUUCUGCUAUCAUGACUUUGCCUUCACUGCUCCACAGAAACACCAGAGUCCUCGGUAAUGUCACGAAGUGCUAUGUCCAUUCUGGGUCCAUCGCUGUAGACAAAGCAGUGGUGCUGACCCGAUUCAUCUUCGGAUUCCUCAUUCCUUUUGUGAUCAUUGUAAGCUGCAGCAUCAUCUUGUGUAUAAAGCUUAGAAGAUUAACCAUCAAAACCACUAAGCCCUAUAAGGUCAUGGUCAUACUCAUCUUGACCUUUUUCAUCUGUUGGAUUCCCUUUCAUAUAUUUGUUCUUCUUGAAUUAAACAUACAUAAGCACAACGUGUAUGUAGUCGAAACAGGAUUGGUUGUGGCAGUAACUUUAGCUGCGGCGAAUAGCCUCAUCAAUCCAUUUUUGUACGUGUUUAUUGGUAAGGAAUUUAAACAAACCCUUAGGAAAUCUAUAAUAGGGAGGAUGGAGUAUGCGAUGGACGAGGACGGUCGGACAGCAAGUAUUCUCCAAGGAUCCAAGUCAAUGGCUAAUGACGGACAGAUUUCAAAAGUGUUUGUUCACAAUGUUCUUUGAGUUUGUCAGAAUUUUAGUUAGAAAAUGCAUUUGUUCAUUUUUGUUCAUUUUAGUACACAUGUUACAAUUGUGAAUUAUAUCAGCUCUCCCUAAAUAACCGUCCCAAACGUUGCAUUAGUAUGAAAGACAGCCAUGAGCUUGUGGAUAAACACAAUACUCAAACAAAUAUAGAUCAUAUUUUUUUUCUUGAUUUUAAAUAACCAAGUUGAAUGAUGAAUCCAACUAUUUCAGCUAUAUUUUCUAUGAGGGAGCAUUGGGUCCUACUAUAUUUGAUGUUCAUUCAAGUUUACGUCUGGGAAAAACGGAAUCGGUAUAUUUUCCUUACGAGGGCUUUUGUAUGCAUACAACAAUGAUAAACUAUAUUCAUAAACGUGUUUGAAUGUAUGAUAAAAUCAUGUAUAAGAGACCAAACAGAAGAAUCUUAAACUUAAUAUAGCAAAAACAAUGUUUGCAAUUUGAAAGUUAUGUGGUAGAUACAUUGCGUUAUAAUUUCUUGUCCACUUCCUCGUGUUGGGUCAAUGCAACAUUUGUCAGCUUCUAUUUUGUAGUGACCCGUACCGAAAUGCAAAUGAGUUAGCCUUUUAAUAAUACUUUUAAUCUUUUAUCAAGUCUUCAUCUAAAUAUAUUCAUAGGAAUAAUCCAUUUGCUCGUAAAGUAGGCAAGAUACACAAGAAUAUAAAUGUUGCUUAUUUUAUUGAACAUUGAAUUUGCCAUAGAGCUAGAUACGACAAUGCAGGGAGGGAGGAAGGAAGUAUUUCAGGCGUGAUCGUUUUACUCUUC
Gadus chalcogrammus (walleye pollock) is the source of this 2781-nucleotide messenger RNA. RefSeq names its product chemerin-like receptor 1. Gene Ontology annotation, molecular function: complement receptor activity; G protein-coupled receptor activity. Bases 967 to 2001 code for a protein of 344 amino acids. Gene Ontology annotation, biological process: phospholipase C-activating G protein-coupled receptor signaling pathway; chemotaxis; positive regulation of cytosolic calcium ion concentration. NCBI's taxonomy places the organism in Eukaryota, Metazoa, Chordata, Actinopteri, Gadiformes, Gadidae. The transcript has a single exon. The record is from RefSeq and is a predicted model, not a curated record. Gene Ontology annotation, cellular component: plasma membrane.